CGGGCACUCGCCCCAACGGGGGCCGAGGCUGGCGGGAGCGGGGCAGCAGCUAUGAUGUCGACCUACAAGCGGGCGACGUUGGACGAUGAAGACCCCCUGGACUCUAUCAGCGAAGGCGAUGGGUACCCCAACGGCUUCCAGGUAAACUUUCGUGGCUCAAGGAGCAGCCUGGGGUGCUGGGCUGAGCGGACGCGCGCCGAGAAGCAGCUCGUGGUGCUGGUGGGGGUGCUGGCGGCUGUGCUGGUGGGGUGUCUGCUGGGUCUCAUCUUCCAGUACAGAGCCCGGCCGCCUGCCGUGUGCCUGUCAGAAGCCUGCAUCUCCGUCACCAGCUCCAUCCUCAGCUCGCUGGACCGGGCAGUGAAUCCCUGUGAGGAUUUUUUCAGCUAUGCUUGCGGGGGCUGGAUCAAGGCCAACCCCCUUCCCGAUGGCCACUCGCGCUGGGGCACCUUCAACAACCUCUGGGAGCACAACCAGGCCAUCAUGAAGCAUCUGCUGGAAAACACCACGGCCAAUGUGUCCAGUGAGGCGGAGCGCAAGGCGCAGCGUUAUUAUCAAGCCUGCAUGAACGAGAGCAAGAUCGAGGAGCUGCGCGCCGCCCCGCUCAUGGAGCUCAUCCAAAAGCUGGGUGGCUGGAACAUCACGGGUCCCUGGGCAAGGGACAACUUCAAUGCGACGCUGCGGGAGGUGACAGCGCAUUACCGCACCUCGCCCUUCUUUUCCGUCUACGUCAGUGCUGACUCCAAAAACUCCAACAGCAACGUCAUCCAGGUGGAUCAGUCAGGGUUAGGCCUACCAUCACGGGAUUACUACUUGAACAAGACGGAGAAUGAGAAAGUGCUUGCCGGGUACCUGAACUACAUGGUGCAGCUGGGGAUGUUCCUGGGAGGCACUGAUGAGGAGUUGACACGGCAACAGAUGCAGCAGAUCUUGGACUUUGAGACGGCGUUGGCCAACAUCACCAUCCCGCAGGAGAAGCACCGGGACGAGGAGGUCAUUUACCAUAAAAUGACGGCUGGAGACCUGAAGGAGCUGGCGCCGGCUGUGGACUGGAUGCCCUUCCUCUCCACAGUCUUCUAUCCUGUGGAGCUCAAUGAGUCAGAGCCCGUCGUGGUCUAUGCCAAGGAGUACCUGGAACAGGUCUCCGACCUCAUCCUGGCCACUGAUAAAUGUCUCCUCAACAACUACAUGAUCUGGAACCUGGUGCGGAAAACCAGCCCCUUCCUUGACCAGCGCUUUCAGGAUGCUGAGGAGAAAUUCAUGGAAGUGAUGUAUGGGACUAAGAAGACCUGCCUCCCACGCUGGAAAUUUUGCAUCAGUGACACAGACAACAACCUGGGCUUCGCCCUGGGGGCCAUGUUUGUCAAGGCGACCUUUGCUGAGGACAGCAAGCAGGUGGCAGAGGAAAUGAUCGCGGAGAUUAAAACAGCCUUCGAGGAAAGCCUGGAGACCCUGCAGUGGAUGGAUGAAGAGACCAGGAAAUCGGCCAAAGAGAAGGCAGAUGCCAUCUACAACAUGAUCGGCUACCCCAAGUUCAUCAUGGACCCCAAGGAGCUGGAUAAAGUCUUUAAUGAUUACGAGGCUGUGUCUGACCUCUACUUUGAGAAUGUCAUGCAGUUUUACAACUUCUCGGCCAGGGUCACCGCCGACCAGCUUCGGAAACCGCCGAACCGGGACCAGUGGAGCAUGACACCUCCAACGGUCAAUGCGUACUACUCUCCCACCAAGAACGAAAUAGUCUUCCCUGCUGGCAUCCUUCAGGCCCCUUUUUACACCCGUGCAUCUCCCAAGUCACUGAAUUUUGGUGGGAUUGGUGUGGUGGUGGGCCAUGAGUUGACACAUGCCUUCGAUGACCAAGGCCGGGAAUAUGACAAGGAUGGCAACCUGCGUCCCUGGUGGAAGAACUCCUCGGUGGAGGCCUUCAAGCAUCAGACAGCGUGCAUGGUGGAGCAGUAUGGCAACUACACUGUCAAUGGUGAGGCCGUCAACGGCAAGCACACCCUUGGGGAGAACAUCGCUGACAACGGGGGUCUCAAGGCUGCCUACCGGGCAUAUCAAAACUGGCUGAAAAAGAAUGGGGAUGAGGAAACCCUCCCAACCCUCGGCCUCACCAACCACCAGCUCUUCUUUGUUGGCUUCGCCCAGGUGUGGUGUUCGGUUCGCACGCCGGAGAGCUCACAUGAGGGACUCAUCACUGACCCCCACAGCCCCUCGCGUUUCCGUGUCAUCGGCACAGUCUCCAACUCCCGGGAGUUUGCAGAGCAUUUUGGCUGCCCCCUUGGCUCCCCCAUGAAUCCCCCCAAGAAGUGUGAAGUCUGGUGAUGGGGGCGAUGGAAACCAGCUGCUGGUUGCUUCAUACUCUGCUGCUGGCUGAAUUUCCCCGCUCCUUUUGAGAGGCUCAAACCACUUCUCCACGCAACAGACUGCCCAGCUCUCAGCUGUAGUGGUGCCCCGUGUUGCUGAUAUUGUCCGAGGUUCGAUCCACUGUGAAAACUCCUCAUCCCCUCGCUCAUUUGUGAAAUGACUUUGAUUUGGGGGUCUCUUGUUUCCCACUGUGACCGAGCCACGCGUCGAGGCACGUAUGUCUGUGGGCACUACCCCGUAUCUACACACGCAGUGCUCCAGCCUGACCCACCGCCCUGGCAAAAGCUUCUUCAGAGGUGAUAAAGGGAACGCUGUGGUGCUGGUGGGUUUGGCUGUGUGUGUAAAUACACCCAACGUACCUUCCUCUCUCCAAAGAUGCGCACAUGAGGAUGAAAAAUAUUUGAAGAUAUAUUUUUUUUGGGCAGGGGGGGAAAUAUAUAUAUUU
Messenger RNA from Egretta garzetta (little egret), 2806 nucleotides. RefSeq names its product endothelin converting enzyme 1 (gene ECE1). Bases 52 to 2319 code for a protein of 755 amino acids. Gene Ontology annotation, biological process: peptide hormone processing. The record is from RefSeq and is a predicted model, not a curated record. Gene Ontology annotation, molecular function: metalloendopeptidase activity. NCBI's taxonomy places the organism in Eukaryota, Metazoa, Chordata, Aves, Pelecaniformes, Ardeidae. The transcript has 18 exons. Gene Ontology annotation, cellular component: plasma membrane.